Messenger RNA from Oryza sativa Japonica Group (Japanese rice), 2827 nucleotides. RefSeq lists its product as uncharacterized. NCBI's taxonomy places the organism in Eukaryota, Viridiplantae, Streptophyta, Magnoliopsida, Poales, Poaceae. The record is from RefSeq and is a predicted model, not a curated record.
CCAUCUGCAGGUGUACUGAUAGAGAUUAGCAGCAGCUUAGUACUUCAUGCAGGAGUAUAUAUAUAGCAAGAUCGAAACACUAGGCAGGGGUAGGGAGCUACACACACAUAGACGAACACAGGCGCUAGUUAGCUAGCUUAGCAUUGGUAAUGGAGAAUAAUGUCACCAUGGACGAACAUGUGUGUCCGCAGAAGAUGGUGGCAUUCGUCUAUAACAUGACGUCACCCUACGGCGGCGACAACAGCAAGGAGACGUCGGUGGUGGCCAUCUCCGCCCUCACCUUCUUCCUCGCCGCCGCCUUCUUCGACCUCAACCUCUUCAGCCGCUUGUCCCGGGUGAGCGCCGUGCUCAACCCCACCGUCCGCCUCCUCCUCGCCGCCUCCCUCAACCUCUUCCUCCCCGUCAUGUCCUACCUCUUCUCCGAGGCCAAGAUGAACGGUGGCGCCACCGCCGGCAGCAACAACUGCAAGAAGACGGCCAAGAAGGUCGCCGCCGACGAGCUGUCGCUGCUGGCGCGGGUGAUCCUCAUAUGGAUGCUCCUCGUCGAGCUCCUCCGCAAGAAGCUGGAGGGCGCCCUCGUCAUCACCAGGGGGACGCAGGGCUACUCCAACAUCGUCACCCACGCCGCCAGCGUCGUCUGGAUGGGCAACCUCGUCUUCUUCACCGUCAAGGCCCCCGGCAAGAAGGCCAUGUUCGGCAUCCUCUGGGUGCUCUGCGCCGCCAAGCUUGUCCAGCGCGUCGUCAUCAACGAGAUGGCCAGGCGUUCUUCCGGCCACGGCAAGAACCCCCGCCUCAUCUCCUCCUACAUGGCGGCCACCACCCCCAUCCCCACCGACAUGGCCGGCGCCGCCGCGUUGGAGCGGUGCAGGUACGCCGUGAUGGGAGAAGAGAACAUGGUCGUCAAGGCCGGGCCGCGCGGCUACGAGCUCGACCUCGACGUCGCCGAAACCGACGAGGUCCUCACCGUCGGCAAGAUCUGGCGGACGCGAGAGCACCCGAAGCUCAAGAGGCUCUGCCUCUCCUUCGCGCUCUUCAAGCUGCUGCGCCGCCGCCUCGAGGACGUGCCGCCCAUGACCAAGCGAGAGGCCCAAGAGUGCCGCACCAUCAUCUUCGAUGGCCUCGGCAGCAACGCCACCGCCGCCGGCGAUCUCGCACCGGAGGUGACCGUGUUCCAGGUGCUCAAGGACGAGCUCAACCUGUUCACCGAGUACUACCACUCCGUCCUCCCCGUGGUGCUCGCGAGCCCCUACUUCUUCUUCGUCAACUACGUCCUCUACCCGCCCGUCGUGUUCGCCCUCUGCCUCAUGACCAUCGUCCUCUGCGGCAAUGGCGGCAUCCCCUACGUCAUCAAUGCCAUGCUGACUGACAGCUCAUUCCUAUCCGUCGGAGUGGGCACCAUGGCCAAGUGCCUGUGGAGCGCCGUCGCCAGGUCGUCCAGGGCCUUCUACACCUUCAUCGACGUCUUCAUCUGCUACAUCCUCUUCAUCGCCGUCGCCUACGAGGAGGCCACCGAGACCCUCGUCUUCCUCAUCUCCGACUGGUUCGCCGUCUCGCUCCUCCACGCCUACUACGGCAAGGCCACGCCCCCCGCCGCCGCCCGCUUCGUCCUCAAGCUCUCCAGAAACCUCAGGCACUACCCGAGCCGAAUCACCAUGAAGCAAUUCUCCGUUCUUGGAUGCUCUAGCGACGUCUCCACCCUCCCGCUGCCCACCGCCAAGCUGCCCAAGCACACCAAGCGCUCCAUCCUCGAACGCUUCCGAGACGCCAGGCCGCCGCAGGACGGCGGCGGCGGCGCCGCCGUUCCUCUGAGCAAGAACAGCCCGGCGGCGUUGUCGACGGAGCCGUUCUCGCGGUUCGCGUGGGCGUGCCAGGGCGGCGGCGGCGGCGGCGUCGCGGAGAUCAUCCUUGUCUGGCACAUCGCCACCACCCUCCUGGAGGCGCACCAUGGGCCCCCGCACCCCACGGAGCAUGUGGCGGAGGAGCGGCGGAGCCGGAAGACGGCGGCGAGGCUGUCCAGGUACUGCGCCUACCUCGUCGCCUUCCAGCCGGAGCUCCUGCCGGACAACAAGGAAGGCACGCAGCUCGUCUACGGCGACGUGAUGAACGAGCAGAUGAAGGUGGCGGUCGGCGCCGGACAGCUCGGCUACCACGUCUACCUGACGUCGGAGUGGGGCCGGCUCGACGCGGUGCGCAAGAUCGCCGACAGGCUGACGGCGACGGAGAUCCACCGUGACAGCAGCGCGGCGGCGUACGCGAGCCUGACGGUGCUGGAGAAGGGCGCCGUGCUGGGGAAGUUGCUGGUGGAGGAAGCCGACGGCGACGACAAGGCGGCCGCGGGGGGGCGCGCCGCCGUGUGGGAGAUGGUGGCGGGCGUGUGGGUGGAGCUCGUCGCGUACAUGGCGCCGUCGAGCGUGGAGGAGCACGCGAGGGCGCACGAGGCGGGGCUGGUGAAGGGCAUCGAGGUCAUCACCAUGCUCUGGGCGCUCGCCACGCACACCGGCAUCGCCCGCCCCGACGACGAGGUGCCAGUGGAGGGAUCUGUGUAGCAGAUCAGCACGUACGCCCACAUUCCGCCCUCCGUACUACGCACGUACGUGUGUCAGUCAGCGUGUGAUUUCCGCGUACCCUGUACUACUUCGCUUUCCAUCUGCUGUGGAAUUUCUCCUUCUUUUUUUUUUUCCUUUUUGUUUGUGCUUGGAUUCGGUUUGGAGUGAGGGUCUUCUGCACAGUACUGCACAUACAGUACUGUUUCACUGACAUAUGGGCCCCACAGACCAUCGGGCCCACAUGUCAGUCUGUAGAUAAUCUGAGUUGUUCGGUUUGGUGU